GCUUCCGGCUGCGGGCGGCGGCUCCCGCGCGGCUCCCCCGUGCGCCGCCGCCCUUGGUGCGGCCCGAGGCGGAAGCGGCGGGGACGCGGCCGCUCGGGGACGCCGCGAUGGCUGCGGGCGUGCCCUGCGCGCUCGUCACCAGCUGCUGCCCCGCGUUCCCCGGGGACCGCCUGGUCCAGCAUAUCCUUGGGACUGAAGAUCUCGUGGUGGAAGCGACGGCUGACGAUGCUGUGAGGCUAUACCCCUGGACCAUUGAUAACAAGUACUAUACUGCGGAUAUCAAUCUGUGUGUGGUGCCAAACAAGUGUCUUGUCACCCCCGAGAUCGCAGAGUCUGUCCAAGCCUUUGUCAUCUACUUUGACAGCACACAGAAGUCUGGUCUUGAUAGCGUCUCCUCGUGGCUUCCCCUGGCUGAAGCAUGGUUACCUGAGGUCAUGAUCUUGGUCUGUGAUCGAGUGUGUGAGAACGGUGUAACCCGACAGAAAGCUCAGGAGUGGUGUAUCGACCAUAGCUUCGAGCUGGUGGAACUUAGCCCUGAGGAGCUGCCCGAGGAGGACGAUGAUUUCCCAGAAUCUACAGGAGUGAAGCGAAUCAUACAAGCCUUGAAUGCCAAUGUGUGGUCCAAUGUAGUGAUGAAGAAUGAUCGGAAUCAAGGCUUUAGCCUUCUCAGCUCAUUGGCCGGCGCCCACCCUAGCGUCGGGAUUGCAGAAAGGGCACGCUCCGAGCAGUGCACGCCAGCAGCAGAUGGGACCGAAACCCUUGGGGAUCACCCGGGCAGUGCGGCCGACGCGGCAGAUCCUCAGGUGGACAGCCUGGCUGACCCCAUGUUAGAUCUGGACAUUCAGGAACUCGCUAGUCUUACUGCGGGUGGAGCGGACGUGGAGAACUUUGAGCGACUGUUCUCGAAGCUCAAGGAGAUGAAAGACAAGGCUGCGACGCUUCCUCACGAGCAAAGAAAAGUGCAUGCAGAGAAGGUGGCCACAGCGUUCUGGAUGGCCAUCGGGGGAGACAGAGAUGAGAUCGAAGGCCUUUCCUCCGAUGAAGAACACUGAGCCACUCCCUCACCUGCGGGUCUGGCCAGCAGAGACACCGGCUCUGCCAGAGACAUUUCCAUCCUCGGCCUGGUUAGAACCUGCUGACAGUCCCCACAUCAUCGUGGUAGCCAUCUGCCUUGGUUUGUAGCCAAGGGUUCCCUUAAAGUUAGUUUGUAGGAGGGGGUUCGGGCUUAGUCCCCUCAGUCCAUCGUAAGGGAGUGACGACUCUCAGGGCAACAAGGAGUGAAAUGGUUUCAAGUCAACUGACUGGUUCCAGGCACUGGACAAGGCUGAGGUCUGCAGUUUCCCCGAGUGAGGGAAGAAGCACCAGCCACCCCGCGUAGCCCCCACUCAGCUCACAGUUCCCCCUGAACAGUGGGAGCUGGGCCUGGCCAGGAGCCUUCCCUGAGCCUGUGAUGGAGGAGAGAAGACGGUGGCUGUCUCACGCGUGCUGUAGUGUGUGCUGGCGCCAGAGGCAGCAGCCUUCAGCUUUGGCUCCAGCUAGACAGGUGCUUCUGGCGGUUCAUUUUUGAAAUACCGAGUCUGAGCUCGUGCUAAGUGGAGAAACCAGUGUGAGUGUUAAUUCUAGCUCAUAAUAAACAAAGCAAUAGGCCCUGCUCCAGUAGGGCUCCAG
Sorex fumeus (smoky shrew) is the source of this 1668-nucleotide messenger RNA. It is a transcript of the gene AAGAB, whose product is annotated as alpha and gamma adaptin binding protein. NCBI's taxonomy places the organism in Eukaryota, Metazoa, Chordata, Mammalia, Eulipotyphla, Soricidae. The record is from RefSeq and is a predicted model, not a curated record. The transcript is spliced from 10 exons. Bases 108 to 1052 code for a protein of 314 amino acids.